AUGGCUGCCGCGUUCUUCCCUCUGUCGACCUCACCGCCGCUCCUCACCCGCCGCCCCGCAGCAGGCCUCGAACGCAUCCGCCGGCCGCCGCGCGGGCAGCAUGGCGGCUGCUCCGCGCGCCGGUUGCCGGCAGCAGCGACCGCCGGCGCAACACGCGGCCUGACACGGAGAGCCACGGCUGCUGCUGCGGCGGCGGCCCAAGGCCGCGCUCUGGCCGGAGAGGGCGCGGAGGAGGGGUCGCUGCAGAUGGUCCUGCUCAGCACCGCGGUGGCCGUGUGCGGUUCCUUCGAGUUCGGCACCUGUGUUGGGUAUUCUGCGCCGGCUCAGGCCGGAAUCGUCGGCGACAUUGGACUGUCCAAUUCACAGUAUGGCAUCUUUGCAUCUGUCUUGACAGUUGGUGCAAUGGUCGGCGCUCUGACCAGUGGCCGCCUUGCAGACACUCUUGGACGCAAAAUGACCAUGCGGCUGGCAGCAAUUGUAGGCAUUUUUGGUUGGCUUGCUAUAUACCUAGCCAAGGGUGCAACGAUGCUUUGCUUGGGACGAAUCUUGCUAGGCUACUGUACAGGGGUCCUUUCUUAUGUGGUACCUGUGUUCAUAUCUGAAAUAGCACCAAAGGAUCUCCGAGGAGGCCUUGCAGCCUCAAACCAGCUGUUUAUUUGUUCAGGGUGUUCAGCUUCCUACAUCAUUGGAGCAACGAUUCCGUGGCGCUCUUUGGUUAUCGUGGGAUUACUGCCUUGUGUGUUCCUCCUCGUGGGUCUUCCCUUCAUUCCCGAGUCUCCAAGGUGGCUGGCCAACAUCGGGAGAGAGAAAGAAUUCCGUGCUUCACUACAAAAGCUUAGGGGUGAAAAGGCUGAAAUAUCUGGAGAGGCUACUGAGAUUAUAGCGUACGUGGAAUCAGUUCAGGAUUUACCUAAGGCCAGGAUUCAGGAUUUGUUUCACAGGAAAAAUAUGUAUGCAGUCAUUGUGGGUGUCGGCCUGAAGGUCUUUCAGCAACUGGGGGGAAUAAACGCAUUAGGCUUCUAUACAAGCUAUAUCUUUUCAUCAGCAGGGUUUUCUGGUAAACUUGGGACCACAUUGAUCGGCAUUAUUCAGAUUCCAAUCACAUUACUUGGGGCCCUUCUCAUGGAUAGGAGUGGAAGAAGAACCCUUCUACUAGUGUCUUCAUCUGGCACAUUUGUGGGCUGCUUUCUUACUGGGCUAUCAUUCUACUUCAAGGCACAAGGAUUGUACACACAAUUGGUUCCUACAUUGGCUCUUUACGGCAUACUGGCAUACUAUGUGGCAUACUCAAUUGGAAUGGGACCUGUUCCUUGGGUUAUCAUGUCCGAGAUAUUCUCAAUCAACAUGAAAGGAAUAGCAGGAAGCUUGGUAACCCUGGUUAGUUGGGUUGGUUCAUUCGUGAUAUCGUAUUCGUUCAGCUUCCUUAUGGACUGGAACUCUGCAGGCACAUUUUUCUUGUUCUCAGCAGCGAGCCUGGUUACUGUGUUGUUCGUGGCAAGGCUAGUGCCAGAAACUAAAGGGAGAACACUCGAAGAGAUCCAAGAAUCACUAAUGGCCGGCACAUGA
Molecule: messenger RNA, 1566 nt
Organism: Triticum turgidum subsp. durum (durum wheat)
Lineage: Eukaryota; Viridiplantae; Streptophyta; Magnoliopsida; Poales; Poaceae
Source: the annotation of a GenBank genome assembly